Molecule: messenger RNA, 1377 nt
Organism: Talaromyces stipitatus ATCC 10500
Lineage: Eukaryota; Fungi; Ascomycota; Eurotiomycetes; Eurotiales; Trichocomaceae
Exons: 3
Coding region: 1-1377 (458 amino acids)
Source: RefSeq, a predicted model, not a curated record
AUGCAAACAACUAAUAAUAGAGCCGAAAGUGCAAGCUCCAUUGCAUCGGCUUUUGCAUCACUCUCAAAUGGAGUUACUGAACUCCCUCCAAGAUUUGUAGCACUAAAGCGAGAGCUUGUUGCAGACAAAGAGGAUGCAGUGCUAGCAGGCUGGAAUCGCCUUCUAGAACGUGUUUCUCUAGAGAAACUGCAGAAUCUCGAUACAAGCAUUAUUCCUGAAGUUGAGUUCAAAGACAUUGCAGCGAACAGCGGGAAUAUCCCUAAGGAUAUUGUCAAACGGCUUCGCGACUGCGGCACUAUUGUCAUCAGGGAUCUGGUUGAAGAAGCCCAGGCCUUGAAAUGGAAAGAGCAGAUUAGGAACUAUGUGAAUAAGAAUCCUCAAACAAAGGGGUUCCCGGUGAACGAUAUUCAAGUCUAUGAGCUCUAUUGGUCCAAAGCGCAGUUAGAGGCAAGAGCUCAUGAGAAUAUGCUCGCGGCCCAGAUUGCUCUGAAUCGGGUUUGGUCUGCUAAGCCAGAAGAUGCCGUCGAUCUUGAGGUUCCGCUCACGUACUGUGAUAGAGUUAGGAUGAGGAAGCCAGGUGAUCGCUCUUUCAACCUCGGUCCACAUCUUGAUGGUGGAUCACUCGAACGCUGGGAAGACCCUGAAUAUCGCAAGUGCUAUGCCAAAAUACUCAGUGGAGACUGGGAGAAUCAUGAUCCGUUCGAUGUGACUCAUCGCCUGAAAGCUACUGUGGACAUGUAUAAUGGUCCUGGGGGUUGCUCAGUCUUUCGAUCCUAUCAGGGAUGGCUUUCUCUCUCCGACUGUAGCCCUGGCUCUGGAACCCUGCAUGUAAUGCCCGAUCUUGUUGCAUCAACUGCCUAUACACUUAUUCGACCAUUCGUCAAACAGACCGCAAAUGGGAUUGACUGGGAACUUGGCCUUGACACGCCGCACUUUCACGGUACAGCCAUGGGUACAGGUCAAGAACUGACUACCGAAUUUCAUCCUCAUCUCAAUCCGCACGGCUUCGUAUCAAUUCCUCGUGUCCGUCCCGGCGAUGCAGUCUUUUGGCACUGCGAUGUGGCACAUAUGGUAGAAGCUGAGCAUGGCGGUAUAGCCGAUUCAAGUGUCUUGUACAUUCCAUCUGUGCCAUUAUGCGAAGUCAACAUUGCAUAUGUUAAGAGACAAAGGGAGAACUUCAUACAGGGUGUGGCUCCGCCGGAUUUCCCGGGUGGCGUGGGAGAAAGCCAGCACAGAGAAAGAGGCCAGGAUGAGGAUGUUAAAUCUAUUGCAGGAAGACGGGCAAUGGGUUUCCAGAUGUUUGAAGUUCAUGAUCGCCUUACUACAGGGCAGAGAGUCGCUGCGGAAACAGCCAAUGCCAUUUUAGGAUUCAAUUGA